Acaulospora colombiana is the source of this 2007-nucleotide messenger RNA. The record is from the annotation of a GenBank genome assembly. NCBI's taxonomy places the organism in Eukaryota, Fungi, Glomeromycota, Glomeromycetes, Diversisporales, Acaulosporaceae.
AUGCCCGUUCGAGAGAACCCCCUUGCGGCAUUAUCGUUGGCAGUUCCGCAAAUUUUUCAGGAAUGUCAAAAGGCCACAACCAGCCACCGAAAGAAUGCGGUGGCCCUUCGAAAAUUGCAAGUAAAAUGUUCCAAAUAUGCGCCUUUAAAUUCUGACGCGUUGAAUGAUAAUGAAGAACCGACGGACGGAGAGUUGGCAUUUAAUGAAGAAUUUGUGCGAAAUUUAAACAAGGUGCUCCCAAUCAAGAAGGGGCAAUCAAAUGCCGAACGUGUUCUCAAGUUUGUGGUUUCAUUUGUGGCAUUUAGCUGCGAAAAAGACAACGAAAAGAAUGACGACAAUUCCCCCGAAAAUGAAGUCGAAGAGACAUUAUCCUCGCGAUUCACCGAAUUCCUUAUCAAACAUUUACUCAAAGGCACCGAAGCCAAAGACAAAAGUGUGAGGCUACGAGUUUGCCAACUAUUAGCUCAUAUCGUUUCCUUUCUUCGAACCAUCGACGGCGAUUUGUAUGAACAUUUAAAGGACGAAUUGACCAAGCGUCUACUUGACAAGGAAGCAGGGGUGCGAGUUAAAGCGGUCAUCGCGUAUGCGAAAUUACAAGGUGAUACCGGAAACGGAAGAGAGUGUGCCGGACAACUACUCGGAUUAUUGAAUAAUGACCCCAGCGCUGAAGUUCGGCGCGCAGUACUAUAUAACAUCGAGUAUAAUGAAGAAACGUUACCUCACAUAUUGAAUCGCGCACGUGACAUCGACGCAAAUAUUCGUUGCGGAGUGUUCACAAAGUUGAUCGAGGAACUUCGAGACUUUCGCGUAUUAUCUAUUGAGGAUCGCGAAAAGUUGCUAAAUUGGGGUCUCACGGAUAGGGAUCCUCAUGUCAAAAAGAUGUGUUCGAAGAUGCUUGCGACUAAUUGGAUCCAACAUGCAAACGAUAACCUUUUAGAGUUGCUUGAACGCCUGGAUGUCGUGGGAAGUAACGUCGCUCAAGAAGUUCUCUUAUCAAUAUUUCGAGCGCGACCGGAUAUAACGCAAGCUCUCAAUUUUGAUGAUACCUUAUGGGAAAAUUUGACGGCCGAAAGCGCCUUACUUAUGCGAGCCUUCUUCGAAUAUCACAAAGAUGACAACGGUAGACUCGAUGAAAUGAUGCCCGAGAUCACCCGACUCGCUUUUUAUAUUCAGAAAUAUAAUCAUUACAUUUUUCAAACUUCGGAAGAAGAACAGGUUAACUAUGUGUUUAUCGUCAGUCAGUUAUUGUCGAUAGCGAAGUUGAUGGAUUAUGGUGACGAAGUUGGGAUGUUUCGAAAUUCUAGCUCUAUGAUCGAAAUAAUUUCUGAUAUUCGCAAAGGGAUCGAAGAAGAGGAUGCUAUUUCACGACGCGCGAUUCAAGAUGAUCACGACCUCACGACAAAUAUGUCUCACCUCAGCAUCAACAUGUCUUCAAUGCGAUUGUCCAUGAGACAUUCCGACCAGAGAAAAGGCGAUGGUCGACUAUCUACGGCGACGAUAAGCACGGAGGAUGAUGAUGAGCCGGAGGAAGACAAGGAGCUAAUGUCCAUGAUGCUCAACUUGAAAAGUCUGCACAUAGUGCGUCGGAUGCUGGAAAAAAACUCAGAGGAAUUACGGCACAAUCCGUCGAUGCACGGGCUCCUGAGCGAAAUCAUCAUACCUAACGUACAAAGUCAGGAACCAGCUUUACGAGAAUUUGGCGUGCAUUGCCUCGGUUUGUGCUGCAUACUUGACCAGAAAAGGCCAUUGACCGAUUACUCAUCUAAGAACGCGAUAAACCGAUUUGAGAACAACCUACUUCGUUAUUUCAAUGACGCAUCAGAUCCCUUAGAUGACAACGAGCUUAACCAAUUAAGAGAUAUCACUGAAUUCGUUGAAAGUCUAGAAGAGAUUGCGCCAACAUUAAGACCAUCCAGAUCACGGCAAUCGAAAGUUAACGCCCUGGCGAAUAUUCAAAGGGACCAGAGGGCAUUUGAUGAAAUUUCUGACGCUGAUUCGGAUUUAUAA